CACGCAGUGCACAUUUUACUAAAAUAAUAAUUUAUGAGAAUUCACGAGCAUCCCGUAGCUAUCGGAAUUAGCAAAUUGAGUAAAGGUCCAUCCCGUUAUACUCGAGAGACACAGGUGCAGGACAGAAAGAGGAACCCUUUCAAUUUAGCAAUGGCGAUGCAAAGACAUGUUUAGCAAGUAAUAUAAAAUGGCAGGAGUAUAGAGCACAUUUUCAUUCCCCUGCGAUCAAAGAGAUCUGUGUGCAGUGCAGAGGGGAAAGGGGGAGUCCCUGGUUGCAAGGAAGGCACAGAACAUGGGUGUAAAACUAAGACGAUGGCAGGGGAGAGCCAAGGGUAGAGGAAGAGGAGGACUGGCAGUGUUGAUGUUGGUCAUCGUUUCUGUGCUCUUCCUCACGGCGCUUAGAUCCAGAUCUCCGCCUAAAUCUGACCACGGUAACUCUCAGAAUGGAUCUGUUGAAACGGCUGGGGGCCAGUUGAAGCAGAGCACAAUACAGCAAAUUGAAUCUUUCUUUCCGAAAGAGGUGAUUGAUGUCAUCACGGCAAACACAGAUGACUCUGGACCCCUAAGCUUAAAUAUUCAUGCACGGCAAGAUUUGUCUUCUUCAUGGGUAUUAGAUAAGCCGUCUGAUGAGAGAGAGACAGAUUCUGGACGCAAGCCAGAAAACCUACCCUCGGAACAAGAUGGUCUUGAGCAAAAUGCUUUGCAGCAUAAACGCAUCAAUGAGGCCGACGAGGAAAAAUCCUCUAACAAUGUGCAAUCGAUUGAUUCUGAAGAAGGUGUUGCAGGAGCUAAACAGAACAAUAUCAAAGAGAAUGUGAUCACAGAUCGUUCUAUGCUUGAACAGAGUCCAGCGAAACUUUUACGGAGGCAAUUGAGAGAAAAGAGGAGGGAGAAAAGAGCAUCGGAGCUUAUUCAACAAGAUGAAGAAGAAACAGUUAAGCUUGAAAAUGCAGCAAUUGUCCGCUCCAAGGAAGUGGAUUCUGCUGUGCUCGGGAAAUACAGCAUUUGGAGGCGUGAGAAUGAGAAUGAGAAUUCUGACUCCACUGUCAGAUUGAUGCGAGAUCAGCUUAUUAUGGGCAGGGUGUAUUCAAGCAUUGCCCGGGCCAGGAAUAGCCUUGAUAUAUACCAAAAUCUGACGUUACGGAUUAAAGAAAGUCAGCACGCGCUGGGUGAGGCUAACACAGAUUCUGAUCUGCAUCACAGUGCACCUGAAAAGAUCAAGGCUAUGGGUCAAGUUUUAGCCAAGGCCAGAGAACAGCUAUAUGAUUGUGCUACAGUAACAAAAAAACUACGAGCUAUGCUUCAGUCUGCUGAUGAGCAAGUAAGGACCUUGAAAAAGCAAAGCACAUUUUUAAGUCAGCUGGCAGCAAAGACUGUUCCCAAGGGCUUACAUUGUCUGUCUAUGCGGCUGACCAUAGAGUACUACUUACUUCCUCUUGAAGAGCGCAAGUUUCCUCAGGAUGAGAGAUUGGAGAACCCAAAUCUUUAUCAUUAUGCACUUUUCUCUGACAAUGUAUUGGCUGCAUCGGUGGUUGUCAAUUCAACUGUCAUGAAUGCAAAGGAAUCCGAGAAACAUGUGUUUCAUCUUGUCACAGACAAGUUAAAUUUUGGGGCCAUGAAGAUGUGGUUUUUACUUAAUUCUCCUGGGAAAGCUGCAAUAACUGUGGAAAAUGUUGACGAUUUUAAAUGGCUCAAUUCAUCUUAUUGCCCUGUUCUACGUCAGCUAGAAUCUGCAGCUAUGAAAGAGUAUUAUUUCAGAGCAGAUCACCCAACAACACUCUCAGCAGGUUCUUCAAACCUGAAAUAUCGGAACCCAAAAUACUUGUCCAUGCUUAAUCAUCUCCGUUUCUAUCUUCCUCAGGUUUAUCCUAAGUUGGAUAAGAUCCUUUUCCUAGAUGAUGACAUUGUGGUGCAAAAAGAUUUGUCUCCACUCUGGUCAGUAGAUCUCCAUGGAAAGGUUAAUGGUGCAGUGGAGACAUGUGGAGAAAGUUUUCACCGGUUUGACAAAUAUCUUAAUUUUUCCAAUCCUCACAUAGCUAGGAACUUUAAUCCUAAUGCUUGUGGUUGGGCAUAUGGGAUGAAUAUGUUUGAUCUUAAAGAAUGGAAAAGGCGAGAUAUAACCGGAAUUUAUCACAAGUGGCAAAAUAUGAAUGAGGAUAGAGUGUUGUGGAAGCUUGGAACCUUGCCACCUGGAUUGAUAACCUUUUAUGGCUUGACCCACCCUUUGGAUAAGUCUUGGCAUGUCUUGGGUUUAGGAUAUAAUCCCAGUGUUGACCGCUCAGAGAUUGAGAACGCAGCUGUUGUUCAUUACAAUGGAAAUAUGAAGCCUUGGUUGGAGCUGGCAAUGACCAAAUACAGGCCCUACUGGACAAAGUACAUAAAAUAUGACCAUCCUUACAUACAGCAGUGCAAUAUAAACGAGUAGCUGCAACUCCAAUACCUAUAUCUGGGAUUGUCAGCUGUAUAAUAUGAAAAAAUUCUUGGAUCUGGAAGCGUGUUUGGUCUCCAUUCAUUUUCCUUGUAAAUCAUUUUGAUUCAUUUAUUCCUGGAUUUUCUAUCUGGCUUACAAAUUCAAUUUUGCAGGUCCAACAGAGUAGUCAAGUUUUGAAGAAUUCAAAAAUUCAAAGCUUUGAUGUAUUUACUUAGAAGGGAACUUUUCCAAGAGAACCAUGAACUCUUGUUUGGAAGAUGUUGAUUCAUUACUAAAUUCAAUCAUUCUUGUAGUUACAACAAGAUGUCUAGUCUAUUCUAAACUUAAUUAUUCAUGUAGUUAUAGCAUUUGGGUAAUACUCCGCGAUAAUUUGAAACUCUUCAUACAUAAUUAAACAUCUGGUUUGAUUUCUUAAUA
Molecule: messenger RNA, 2848 nt
Organism: Cryptomeria japonica (Japanese cedar)
Lineage: Eukaryota; Viridiplantae; Streptophyta; Pinopsida; Cupressales; Cupressaceae
Product: polygalacturonate 4-alpha-galacturonosyltransferase
Exons: 10
Coding region: 293-2425 (710 amino acids)
Molecular function (GO): polygalacturonate 4-alpha-galacturonosyltransferase activity
Source: RefSeq, a predicted model, not a curated record